Messenger RNA from Aspergillus pseudoviridinutans, 1470 nucleotides. Its product is annotated as cytochrome P450. Bases 1 to 1470 code for a protein of 489 amino acids. Gene Ontology annotation, molecular function: monooxygenase activity; heme binding; oxidoreductase activity, acting on paired donors, with incorporation or reduction of molecular oxygen. The transcript is spliced from 5 exons. The record is from RefSeq and is a predicted model, not a curated record. NCBI's taxonomy places the organism in Eukaryota, Fungi, Ascomycota, Eurotiomycetes, Eurotiales, Aspergillaceae.
AUGGCUGUCCUUGCGGUAAUCGUGGUAGGGCUGGUCAUCUACUGGGCCAUCCAGAGCAUUUACCGACUCUAUUUCCACCCGCUGAGCCAUAUUCCCGGACCAAAACUGGCUGCGAUCACCCAUGGCUACGAAUUCUACCACAACAUCAUCAGGGGUGGUCUCUUCAUCUGGGAACUCGAACGAUUGCACCAAGUAUACGGACCGAUCAUUCGCAUAAACCCGCGGGAGGUCCACAUCAAGGACCCCGACUACUACGAUGAGAUCUACGCCUCCAGCCUUCGCAAGCGCGAGAAGGACCCCGUGCUAGUCAAACAGUUCGAUCUCGGAGGCUCCAGCUUCUCCAGCAUCGACCCAGAGUCUCACCGGCAGCGGCGCGCACCCGUCGAGAAAUACUUUUCGAAGCGGGCCAUCGAAAAAAUGGAGGCGCUAAUCCAUGAAAGCCUCGACAGACUCGUCUACCACUUCAAGGAAGCCCAUGCCUCGCAUCAGGUGGUCAGUCUGGACGCGGGAUUCGCAGCCUUGACCUCCGAUGUUAUCCACAAGUACGUGUACGGGUUCAACCCGGCUAACGUCGACAAGGAGGGGUUCAACGCCAAGGUCAGAGACGGAAUCAACGGGCUCUUCCAGCAAGCGCACCUCCUGUACUUUUUCCCCAUCCUGCAAACCAUCAUGAACUUGACGCCGCUGGAGGUUUUGCGCAAGUACAACCCCCCCGCGUUUGCUCUCGCCAGUCAGAAGAAGGAUUUGUACAAUCGGGCCGCGGCCGCGCUGGGAAAUAUGCCUUCGCGUUCCAAGGACAGUGAUAGCGGGACUGUGAUUGAUGCUCUUGCGGCGCCGACGAUGCCGGCACACAUGCGCAAGCCGGAACGGCUGAUGAACGAAGGAUUUUCCCUGGUGAUUGGUGGCACAGAGACAACGGCUCGUUCGCUUGCGCUCGGCGUGUGGCAUGCGUAUAGCAGGGAAGAUAUUCGGAACAAGCUCAGGGAGGAAUUGAAGCAGGCGAUGCCUACCGCAGAUUCGAGACCGACCUGGAACCAACUUGAACAGUUACCUUAUUUGUCCGGCGUGAUUGCUGAAUCCCUGCGUCUCUCUACUGGUAUCGCGAGCCGGUCUGCAAGAGUCGCGCCUACAGAGGCGUUGGUAUACAAGGGCUACACUAUACCACCUGGGACCCCCGUCAGCGAAACACACUACUUCAUCCUCAUGGACCCCGCAAUCUUCCCCGACCCGCACGAAUUCGACCCGGAAAGAUGGAUGCGUCCGCUGCAAAGGGACAACGGCUCGACCGGUACCUGUCUGGCGUAUGCGGAGCUCUUCCUGGUUAUCGCGACGUUGGUGCGCCGGUUUGAUAUGGAGUUGUAUGAAACGCCCGAGAAGAAUAUUGAAUUUGCUCGGGAUUUUGGCACCCCGUAUCCUGAGAAGGGGAACUUGAGCGUACGGGCGAUUAUUACGGGUGUCAUCGAGGAGUGA